Thlaspi arvense is the source of this 1584-nucleotide messenger RNA. The record is from the annotation of a GenBank genome assembly. Lineage: Eukaryota; Viridiplantae; Streptophyta; Magnoliopsida; Brassicales; Brassicaceae.
AUGGUUGCAAUGAACAGCGUUGACUUGCAAAACUGUUUAAUCUUUAUCUUCAUAUGCAUCUUCUCACUCCUCUGUUAUUCUCUCUUCUUCAAUAAACCAAAGGACUCACGAGGCUUCAAGCUGCCUCCAAGCCCUCCUUCUCUUCCGAUCAUUGGUCAUCUUCACCUUCUCCUCUCUACUUUAAUCCACAAGUCUCUUCAGAAAAUCUCCUCCAAGUAUAGACCUCUCCUCACUCUCCGUAUCUUUAAUGUCCCUGUCGUUCUCAUAUCCUCAGGUUCUAUGGCCUUGGCCUAUGAGAUCUUUUUUUUUUUGAUUUUAUUACCAAAAGCCAAGACGAAGAAGUUACAGAGGGUAGGGGAAGAACACCAGAACAAAAGAAAGAACUGGAACAAAGGCAGCAAUAGAAUAGAGGGAUUGCUAUCCACUGCAGGGAAGGAGAGAAGCCUAUCCCUGAUUGUUCGGUCGACGAGCACCUUGAAUACUCGUAACAGGUUCAUGAGGAAGCUCGUUGCCACAAAGCUUCUUCGACCGCAGGCAAUUGAGCAGUCACAAGGCAUCCGUGCAGAGGAGCUACACCGAUUCUAUGCAAACCUACUAGAUAAAGCAAAUAAGAAGGAGAACGUCGAGAUUGGUAAGGAAGUGAUGAAGCUCACUAACAACAUCAUUUGCAGGAUGAGCAUGGGGAGGACUUGUUCAGAAGAGAACAGUGAAGCAGAGAAAUUCAGGGAAUUGGUUACAAAGUCUAUGUCCUUCACAAAGAAGAUUUUCUUCGCAAACAUGUUGAGGAGGCCACUAGAGAAGCUCGGAAUCUCACUGAGGUCAUGGGAGUUUGAUGAAUUUCUAGAGAGGAUUCUUGUGGAACAUGAAGAGAAACUAGAGGUGAAUCAAGAUAAGGACAUGUUGGAUUUGUUGUUCGAAGCUUAUAGAGACCAAAAGGCAGAGUAUGACAUCACUAGGAACCAGAUCAAGUCUUUGCUUCUGGAGAUUUUCCUUGGAGGCACCGACACCUCAACUCAAGCAACACAAUGGACAAUGGCAGAAGUCGUUAACAACCCCAACAUUCUCAGGAAAUUGAGAGAAGAAAUCGAUUUCGUUGUAGGAACAACAAGGCUGAUUCAGGAAUCAGAUCUACCAAACCUCCCUUAUUUGCAAGCGGUAGUUAAGGAAGGGCUACGAAUGUACCCGAUAUCUCCAUUGCUUAGGACGUUCCGAGAAAGUUGUGAGAUCCAAGGAUUCUACAUACCUCAGGAGACAAUACUUGUUGUUAAUGUAUAUGCUGUGAUGAGUGAUCCUGAUUCUUGGGAAGAUCCUGAUGAGUUUAAGCCCGAGAGGUUUCUUGCUUCUUCAAGAUCAGGACAACAAGGCGAAAAGAGAGAAAGGCAUGAAGUACCUUCCUUUUGGAGGUGGAAGGAGAGGUUGUCCUGGAUCAAAUCUAGCUUAUAUCUUUGUAGAAACUGCAAUCGGAACAAUAGAAUCAAUGGGGACAAGGUCAAAUUGGAUGAAACUGUUGUAGGAAUGAGUUUGAAAAUGGCUUAUCCGCUUAAGCGCACCCCUGUUUCUCGACUCCACCCUUUUAACUUUUAA